Messenger RNA from Melospiza georgiana, 2802 nucleotides. Its product is annotated as rap1 GTPase-activating protein 1-like. Gene Ontology annotation, biological process: activation of GTPase activity; regulation of small GTPase mediated signal transduction. The record is from RefSeq and is a predicted model, not a curated record. The transcript is spliced from 22 exons. Lineage: Eukaryota; Metazoa; Chordata; Aves; Passeriformes; Passerellidae. Gene Ontology annotation, molecular function: GTPase activator activity. Bases 112 to 2139 code for a protein of 675 amino acids. Gene Ontology annotation, cellular component: cytoplasm.
GAGGGAGGACACUGCAACCUACGUGAAUAAUUGAUAGUGCAAGGAAGGGAGAGCAGCUGGGUUCCCUGUCUCCAUCUGCUCACCAGCUGGGGAUGAGAGAUCCUUGCUCAGAUGCAGCAGAAAUGGCAAGCUUGGCUCUUUGCCUUGGUCCAGUCACAUCUCUACUCAGAGAUUCAGGUGAAUGAGAGGUCUGAGGAGGCGGUGCAGAGUUUUAGUGAUGUUAUAGACUCUCCCACUGAAGGCUUUCCAUGUGUCCUCACUCCUGCUGUCCCCAACAAGACUGUGGACUUGUUUGAGAUGAUUGAAAAAAUGCAGGGAAGUCGUCUGGAUGAACAGAGAUGUUCCCUUCCAGCUCCUCUCAAGACAGAAGAGGAGUAUAUUCCUUAUCCCAGCAUCCAUGAGGUAUUACAGAAAGGGUGGCCAUAUCCUCUCAUUAUCCUACCCCAGUUUGGGGGUUACUGGAUUGAAGGGACCAGCCACAACCUCUCCAGCUUGAGUCCAACUCUGUCUGAUGUACCCUUUUCCUGGAGUGGUAAAGUGAAACUGGAAAGUGACCCUACAGCCAAGCUGUACCGCAAACAUUUUCUGGGAAAGGAGCACCAGAACUUUUACUCCAGUGACAUGUCCUUGGGCUACCUAGUACUUUCUGUGAAGUAUGAACAGAUCGAGAAACAGGAAAAUCUCCGCCUGUUGCUGAGGACUCGUACUGGCACCAAACAUGAUCUUAUUCCCAUUUCCUGUCUGAAUGAGUUUCCCAAUGCUGUUCAGAUGGCAAAGCUUCUGUGUGAGGAUGUGAAUGUUGAACGCUUCUUUCCUGUCCUCUAUCCCAAGGCUUCACAGCUUAUUGUUGCAUUUGAUGAACACGUCAUAAGCAAUAACUUCAAAUUUGGGGUCAUCUACCAAAAACCUGGACAGACUACUGAAGAAGAAGUCUUCAGUAACACAGUAGAGAGUCAGGGUUUCCUGGAGUUCCUGGAUUUCCUUGGUGACAAGAUUCAGCUGCAGGAUUUCCGUGGGUUCCGGGGAGGCUUGGAUGUUACCAGAGGUCAAACAGGCACCGAGUCAGUCUAUACAAAUUUCCGGGGGAAGGAGAUAAUGUUUCACGUGUCCACAAAGCUGCCCUUCACAGAGGGAGAUUCCCAGCAGCUUCAGCGAAAGCGUCACAUUGGGAAUGAUAUUGUAGCCAUCAUUUUCCAGGAUGAAAGCACACCUUUUGUCCCUGAUAUGAUUGCUUCUAAUUUCCUUCAUGCUUAUGUGGUAGUUCAGCUCACUCAUAGCACCACUGGGGACACUCUCUACAAGGUUUCAGUCACAGCCCGAGAUGAUGUCCCCUUCUUUGGACCGCCGCUGCCAAAUCCAGCCAUAUUUAAAAAGAGUGCAGAGUUUCGUGAAUUCCUUCUGGUCAAGCUCAUCAACGCCGAGUACAGCUGCUACCGAGCUGAGAAAUUUGCUAAAUUAGAGGAAAGAACACGGAGUGCCCUCUUGGAGAGCCUUUUUGAGGAGCUGCAGCUUCGCAGCCGCAGCAUGAUGGGAUUGCCUGUAGGGGAGGAUGACAAGAUAGAGAAUGGCAGUGGGGGCUUCCUCGAGAACUUCAAGCGGGUGAUCAGAGGCCGCAGCCAGAGCCUGGAUACCAUGGGGAUAUCCAUGAGAAAGCAGCAGCCAGCCACCCUGCCCAGCCGCCCAGCUACAGCUGGCCUUGCCCUCAGCCAGAGUGUCGCCGAGGGCCCUAAGGCCAUUGCUGCGUCUUUUGCCUUGCCUGGUAGGAGCCCAUCCCGUACUCGAGCCAGCCGCUUCCACGGGCGACGGAGUAGUGCCAUUGGCAUUGAAAACAUACAGGAGGAAAAGAGCAGAGACACCACAGAGAGAAUACAAAGGGUGUUGGACAGUCCAGGAACUUUCUUUGACCUGAAAUCUGAUGGAUCAUCUAGUCCCAGCUCUCCAGAGUUCCCCAGCAGGAAGAGCAAUUUUCUCUGGAGUGAUUUUGGAGCUUCAUGGAGAAGCUUGGACAAGGACACAUCUGAGUGGGGACAUCAAGCCAAUCAGGAGUGGACCGGAUGCUACUCAGUCAUUGGGUACCUCACUGAAGACACUGGCAAGACUUUUGGGGUGAAAUCAGAGUCCUGGCUAAGAGGAGCAUGAACGUACUUAGAGGACCUCAAGGACUGUGGAGAGACCGAGUGGCACCAAGUAACGCUCCACUGGCAGUUCCUGGAGCAGGAAUUCUGUGAGAGGGAGAUGGACAGAUAGCUCCUGUUGGAGCAUUUUGGCUCUGUGCCCUUCCAAUUGCCAAAUCAGCAGCCACUGAACCAACCUCUACUAGUGAUGGGGAACGGAGGCCACCUUGAGUGCGAUCCCUUCUCUUCCCUUCCUCUCCCCUCAGAUGAGUGAGAAUAGUUUGGCCUGCAGAAUGCAAGAGCAGAAGAACGCAACUCCACCUCUGUCUCUAGUGCCUUGACACAGGUCAAGAAACGCAGUGCAGAGAACAAGGAUGGAGAAACCUGCUGAGGAAGGGUGCUGAGAAGGAGAUACUUUGUGGAAAUCUAGAUCCCACUUCACUUAGAUUCAUGUUAUUGAUUUGCUCUGCUAAGGGAGAAGCAUGUUGGCCUUCAUUUCCUCCAAAAUAUAUUUCCUAAUCUCUUGAGGAAAUAUCUUUGGCCUUUAUUGGCCCUGUCUUCACUGUUCUCCUUGUUGCAUGCUGGCAUGUAAUAUGCCUGGGACUUUAGGUUUCACAACUGCUUGUAGGUCAAGACUGGCCACAUUUUGCAGUGUUUCUGAAGGAAUAAAUAUAUUUAGUAUGUUAAA